ACUCGGUGGUGGACCAGAUGAUGCCAAGGAGAUCAUGCGACACAGUUACUUCAGCACGGUGGACUGGCAGGACGUCUAUGAUAAGAAGCUGGUCCCACCGUUCCAGCCUCAGGUGAGCUCAGAGACGGACACGCGCUACUUUGACGAGGAGUUCACAGCACAGACCAUCACCAUCACUCCGCCAGAGAAAUACGACGAGGACGGGAUGGACGCGGCGGACAACGAGCGAAGGCCACAUUUCCCGCAGUUCUCGUACUCGGCCAGCGGGCGGGAGUGAGCGAGCGCUCCGGCCCGGCUCGGCUGUGUCGUCCCCAUUCGUGGCCAUUUUGAGGAAAACACGUAGCCAUUUUAGGAAGAGAAAAGCGAAGCAGUGUCCCCUCUCUGGUCCUCUCUCUCUCGCUCUGAGACGUUACAGAGGUUUUUGCACAGUGGGAUCGACUCACGCCGUCGCCCCACACUAAAAAAAAAAAGUCUCCUACAUUUUCAGUGAAUUUACUGCAGAAGGCAAUGUUUUUGUUAUUUAUUCUUUUCUCUGUCAGUAUUACGUUGUCGACCCAGGUUUCUUCACCUCUUUCUUCUUCUUCAUUUGACUUUUUUGCACUUGGUUUGUAACGAGCCGUUUUAGGGAACAAAAAACCAAAAAUGUUGCCUUACCUGUGCAGACGUUUCGUAUCAUAGUGACAGGGUGAUUUUUCCGGGG
Solea senegalensis (Senegalese sole) is the source of this 700-nucleotide messenger RNA. RefSeq names its product RAC-gamma serine/threonine-protein kinase-like. Gene Ontology annotation, molecular function: protein serine/threonine kinase activity; ATP binding. NCBI's taxonomy places the organism in Eukaryota, Metazoa, Chordata, Actinopteri, Pleuronectiformes, Soleidae. The record is from RefSeq and is a predicted model, not a curated record. The annotation marks the transcript as partial. Gene Ontology annotation, biological process: protein phosphorylation. The transcript has 3 exons.